AGCGAUGUGACAAAGAUAUGGAUUCGAAUCGGCAGUAUCACAAGAGCUAUUCAACUAGUCCAAUCAUGCAAGCCGGAUGUUUUGGUGCUGCAAGGUGCAGAUGCGGGUGGCCAUGGUGGUGAAAAGGGCGCAGGCAUCAUUUCUGUGAUUCCUGAGACUUUACAAGCACUGCAGAAUGUGGAAAUACACGAUGUUUCUAUCGUCGCGGCAGGCGGUAUAGCAGAUGGCUCUGGCGUUGCUGCAGCUUUGACACUAGGCGCCGAUGGCAUAGUCAUGGGCACCAGAUUCCUUGCCGCUGAAGAAACAACAGUCCACCCAGCCUAUCGAACUGCAGUUCUCGAGACCGAAGAUGGAGGACAGACGACUGUGCGAGCGAAACUGUUUGAUGAGCUAGCUGGCCCGAACAUCUGGUCGAGAAACUUUGAUGGCAGAGCUCUGAUUGCACAAAGCUAUAGAGAUCAUAUGGAGGGUAUCCCAAUCGAUGACAUUCGCAAGUCGCAUGCUGAGGCGAAGCAAUCUUCUCAUCUUGGGUUUGAUCAAGAGAAUAGAAGGGCUGCAAUUUGGGCAGGUACGGGAGUUGGGCUCGUACGCGAGAAGGCACCUGCCGCGGAGAUCGUCACAGAAGUGCGCGAAUCUGCAAGGGCGGCAUUGAAAAGAACUGUCUCACUGUUGGCUAAAUUCUAA
This is a messenger RNA of Aureobasidium namibiae CBS 147.97, 684 nucleotides long. RefSeq names its product NPD-domain-containing protein. The transcript has a single exon. Gene Ontology annotation, molecular function: nitronate monooxygenase activity. The annotation marks the transcript as partial. Lineage: Eukaryota; Fungi; Ascomycota; Dothideomycetes; Dothideales; Saccotheciaceae. The record is from RefSeq and is a predicted model, not a curated record.